Molecule: messenger RNA, 1653 nt
Organism: Elephantulus edwardii (Cape elephant shrew)
Lineage: Eukaryota; Metazoa; Chordata; Mammalia; Macroscelidea; Macroscelididae
Gene: MON1B
Product: MON1 secretory trafficking family member B
Exons: 5
Coding region: 10-1653 (547 amino acids)
Biological process (GO): vesicle-mediated transport; protein targeting to vacuole
Source: RefSeq, a predicted model, not a curated record
GAUGUGCACAUGGACGCCGGAGGAGACAGUGCUGCUCCAGCCCCGGGGGACGCAGAGGACGUGGAGGCCACGCGGUUCUCCGAUGAGGACUCCGGGGGAAGUGGAGACCUUCCCAGUGACGCACCGGAUCCCGGAGAUGGAGGCCUGGAGCAAACAGGAUCUGAGACCAGCGACCCACCACCCAGCCUGCUGUCAUCACCGUCCCAGUCAGAGGCCACACCAGGCACCUCUGAGCUCUGGAGCCCCUCCACCACGGGGGCUCCCAUGGGUGGGCCCGAGAGUGGCCCCGAGAGCCAGGGCGGGGAUCCCAGUGACGAGGACUGGCGCAGCCAGAGGAAGCACGUGUUUGUGCUGAGCGAGGCCGGCAAGCCCAUCUACUCACGCUACGGGAGCGUGGAGGCGCUGUCGGCCACCAUGGGGGUGAUGACAGCCCUCGUGUCCUUUGUGCAGAGUGCAGGCGACGCCAUCAGAGCCAUCUAUGCCGAGGACCACAAGCUUGUGUUCCUGCAACAAGGCCCACUGCUGCUGGUGGCCGUGUCCCGGACCCCACAGUCCGCAGCUCAGCUCCGGGGGGAGCUGCUGGCCGUGCACGCCCAGAUCGUCAGCACGCUGACUCGUGCCAGCGUGGCCCGCAUCUUCGCACACAAGCAGAACUACGACCUCCGCCGCCUGCUGGCCGGCUCAGAGCGCACGCUGGACCGGCUCCUGGACAGCGUGGAGCGGGACCCGGGUGUGCUGCUCCUGGGCGCUGUGCGCUGCGUGCCCCUUGCGCGCCCACUGCGGGAAGCCCUGGGCGCACUGCUGCGCCGCUGCACAGCCCCUGGCCUGGCACUGUCAGUGCUGGCCGUCGGCGGGCGGCUGAUCACAGCGGCCCAGGAACGGACUGUGCUGGCUGAGUGCCGGCUGGACCCUGCUGACCUUCAGCUACUGCUCGACUGGGUGGGCGCCCCAGCCUUUGCAGCGGGCGAGGCCUGGGCACCCGUGUGCCUGCCCCGCUUCAACCCCGAUGGUUUCUUCUACGCCUACGUGGCCCGCCUGGAUGCCAUGCCUGUCUGCCUGCUGUUACUGGGCACCGACCGGGAGGCCUUCCACGCCAUGGCCGCCUGCCGACGCCUGGUCGAAGAUGGCAUGCGUGCCCUCGGUGCCACACACGCCCUGGCAGCGGUGGCCGGCCUCUCUAACACCCCGUCAGCCAGUGCUGCUGCGUACAGUGUGCAGGCCGUGGGGGCCCCCGGUCUCCGGCACUUCCUCUAUAAGCCGCUUGACAUCCCUGACCACCACCGCCAGCUGCCCCAGUUCACCAGCCCCGAGCUGGAGGCCCCGUACAGCAAGGAGGAGGAGCGGCACCGCCUGUCGGACCUGUACCACUGCCUGCACGCGCGCCUCCACAGCACCUCCCGGCCCCUGCGCCUCAUUUACCACGUGGCUGAGAAGGAGACGCUGCUGGCCUGGGUGACCUCCAAGUUCGAGCUCUAUACAUGUCUCAGCCCUUUGGUGACCAAGGCAGGUGCCAUCUUGGUGGUGACCAAACUCCUGCGCUGGGUGAAGAAAGAGGAGGACCGGCUCUUCAUCCGCUACCCGCCCAAGUACUCCACACCCCCUGCCACCUCUGUGGACCAGGCCUCCCAUAACGGCUUUCUCACUGGACUAUGA